This is a messenger RNA of Staurois parvus, 294 nucleotides long. NCBI's taxonomy places the organism in Eukaryota, Metazoa, Chordata, Amphibia, Anura, Ranidae. The record is from the annotation of a GenBank genome assembly.
CCAGAGGGCCAAGACCUGGCAUUAGCAUGCAGCAGGGGCGGACUGACCAUUUGGAAACUAGGGCACUGCCCAAGGGCCUGGGGUCAGUAGGGGGCCCCAUGAGAUGCCCCUGGUAUCUUUUUCAUAGGCUUUUUUGAGUUUGGGCAAGGACACAGGGGCCCCAUGAUCCCCUAUUGCCCCGGGGGCCCCAUGAGUUGUCAGUCCGCCCCUGGCAUGCAGCACACCGACUCUCUACUUCUACAGCCACUGGCCUCUCAGCCAGGUCCCAGACACCAGUACCCCUCUAUUCAUUUG